UCCAAACCCAAUCUAGUCCACCUGCGACCUUGAUUAAAACAUCUAAACCGAUGAUGGAGUCCAGUACAACCGCAACCACAGCAAGAACAUCUCCUUCCAUGACAGUGGCAACAGACACAAAUAUAUUAACUACCUCUGCAUCUGUAAAUGAUUUUCAGACAACAACAAACACUGUAGUGCAGACAUCAAAAAAGCAAGAAAAAACACUUUCUCUUGGCACACAAUUACAAAACACCUCAAAGCAAACUAUGUUACCUGCAACAAAAAAGACACAAACUGGCACUACAGAGACAAGGAAAACACCUGCAACAGCAGAAUCAUCCACUGCUUCAGAACAACCUUUGGGAUCAACACACAAUGUGUCAGUGGAUGCUCAAACUCAAAGUGCCGCUGUGUUUUCAACUUCACAAAGUUCACCAAACAUUUCGAGUUCAACCGCACAACCAUAUGCUCCAGGUUCAGAGACUGCAAAAGCAUCUGUGCCAUUUACCCAACUUCCCCAAACUUCAACACAAACUGCUGGAUCUCGAAUAGUUCAAGCAACAACAGACACUGAUUCAGUUUCUGUUUCAUCAAGACUUACACAACACAAUACAGGGUCUUUGGAAGCUAACAAUACAGAUGCACAAACAAAAUCCAGCCCAUAUACGGUCAAAAGCCAAGCAUCUACAACAGGUGAUACCUCUGCAGAAAUAUUGGAGUCCACAAAAACAUCCACAGCAUUGUCUCCUCCAUCAGGUACUGAAAAAUCUGUGAUGACUCCUCAGGCCACAUUCCAAACCCAAUCUAGUCCACCUGCGACCUUGAUUAAAACAUCUAAACCGAUGAUGGAGUCCAGUACAACCGCAACCACAGCAAGAACAUCUCCUUCCAUGACAGUGGCAACAGACACAAAUAUAUUAACUACCUCUGCAUCUGUAAAUGAUUUUCAGACAACAACAAACACUGUAAUGCAGACAUCAAAAAAGCAAGAAGAAACACCUUCUUUUAGCACACAAUUACAAAACACCUCAAAGCAAACUAUGUUAACUGCAACAAAAGAGACACAAACUGGCACUACAGAGACAUGGAAAACACCUGCAACAGCAGAAUCAUCCACUGCUUCAGAACAACCUUUGGGAUCAACACACAAUGUGUCAGUGGAUGCUCAAACACAAAGUGCCGCUGUGUUUUCAACUUCACAAAGUUCACCAAACAUUUCAAGUUCAAGCACACAACCAUAUGCUCCAGGUUCAGAGACUGCAAAAGCAUCUCUGUCAUUUACUCAACUUGCCCAAACUUCAACACAAACUGCUGGAUCUCCAACGGUUCAAGCAACAACAGACACUGAUUCAGUUUCUGUUUCAUCAAGACUUACACAACACAAUACAGGGUCAUUGGAAGCUAACGUUACAGAUGCACAAACAACAACCAGCCCAUUUACCAUCAAAAGCCAAGCAUCUACAACAGCUGAUACCUCUGCAGAAAUAUCGGAGUCCAUGAAAACAUCCACAGCAAUGUCCCCUCCAUCAGGUACGGAACAAUCUGUGAUGUCUGCUCAGGCCACUAUCCAAACCCAAUCUAGUCCACCAGCGACCUUGAUUAAAACAUCUAAACCGAUGAUGGAGUCCAGUACAACCGCAACCACAGCAAGAACAUCUCCUUCCAUGACAGUGGCAACAGACACAAAUAUAUUAACUACCUCUGCAUCUGUAAAUGAUUUUCAGACAACAACAAACACUGUAGUGCAGACAUCAAAAAAGCAAGAAGAAACACUUUCUCUUAGCACACAAUUACAAAACACCUCAAAGCAAACUAUGUUAACUGCAACAAAAGAGACCCAAACUGGCACUACAGAGACAACAAAAACACCUGCAACAGCAGAAUCAUCCACUGCUUCAGAACAACCUUUGGGAUCAACACACAAUGUGUCAGUGGAUGCUCAAACACAAAGUGCCGCUGUGUUUUCAACUUCACAAAGUUCACCAAACAUUUCGAGUUCAAGCGCACAACCAUAUGCUCCAGGUUCAGAGACUGCAAAAGCAUCUGUGUCAUUUACUCAACUUCCCCAAACUUCAACACAAACUGCUGGAUCUCGAAUAGUUCAAGCAACAACAGACACUGAUUCAGUUUCUGUUUCAUCAAGACUUACACAACACAAUACAGGGUCAUUGGAAGCUAACGAUAGAGAUGCACAAACAACAACCAGCCCAUUUACCAUCAAAAGCCAAGCUUCUACAACAGCUGAUACCUCUGCUGAAACAUUGGAGUCCAAGAAAACAUCCACAGCAAUGUCCCCUCUAUCAAGUAGCACUGACUUUUUAAACUCGACGAUAAUACCGACAGAAGUUGGAGAGUUGACUACAUUGAGAGAGGAGGCAUCCACAGGACCAACAGGAGAACAUAUGGGAACCACACUGAACCCAGCUGAUGUCACAGCAUCUUUGGAUAUAUAUCCUGAAAUAACACCACAAACUAUAACAGCUACAGGAACAGCAGAUCAAUCCUCAGCUGCUUCCAAACGUUUAGAAUCUUCCAGCACAGAACAGCUAAGUUCCCCACGACCUCAAAGCAUCUCAUCGGUUCGAGUUAGCUCAUCAAGAAACACUUCAUUUCCAGAACUGGAUUCAUCCUCAUCCACAACAGAAGAAGCACAUUCAGGCAGUACUUCUCCUCAGGCUGAUAUAAAUAUGGAGAAGGCUACAACAAACUCCACAGAAACUGAGUAUGAAAGCAAACAGACAACGGACCCCAGUUUAUAUCUAUCUUCAGCUGACCUUGGACAAGCAAAUACAACACAACUGGAAUAUAAUACAACUACUUUGCCUGUUUUUCGAAACAGGAUGGUAUUUUUCAAAUACAGUCCUAGGGUUGUUGCUCUGAAGCCUUUGGUUUUCGAUUAUCCAGUUGUGGAGCGUAAAACAUUUUUGGCAAAUGACACAGACAAGAAGUGACAAGAUAACAUUAAAUAAGCAAUCAAAAUGUUUGUCACUGAGUCCAUGAACCUACAUUGUAAAUUACUUUUGAAAACAUUUGUCAUAUGUUGUCUUAUAUUUGGCUUUUGAGUUCAGACUGUAUAUUUCUUAAUUUCUUAAUUCUUUAUUUUAAAGUGUGUUGUGAUGUUGACAGGUUAUUGGCAAUAAUUGUAUUAAAUUUUGCUGAAAAGAUGUUUGAGCAACCUAAAGCUGGAGACCUACAUCUCAACUUGCCUCUUUUAUUUGGAGAAUCCAACCUUUAUAGGACUGUUGUGCUUUCUUUGUUUGUUUAUACUGGAAAGAGACUGCUACCAAAUGUAUCAAAAGUUCUCACCAAUUUUUCUAUAUGGUGUCAGUGUCAAUACAGAUUGUUGUUUUCAGUUGCCAUUAAUGAACACUUUGCAUAUCAAUAAGACAUUAGGCCAAUGGUAAUUGGCCAGACCUGCCACAGAUUAGAACCAAAGAUACUAAAUGAUACAGUGUUGGAAAAAAUUAUAUCACAGUCCGAUGACCUAAUAUUGUAUAAUCUUUAUUUUUCACACUGCUUGACUUAUUCGUUGGAGAACUUAUCUACCUUAUUGAGUAAUAAAAGGUUCCAAAUGUGUAAGAAAUGUAUCAUAAUGGAACAUAGUAAAGCCUUGAAUACAAAAUAAAACAACACACUUCUAUGUAGUGAAUGGAAAAUGGAAUUGCUUGGGCUUGUUUUAAAAGGGUAGAAAUAAUGUUUAACUUUUAACCAAUCUGUCCUUGUGAUUUGAUAGAAUUGACUUUGUGAAGUGCCUU
Messenger RNA from Fundulus heteroclitus (mummichog), 3737 nucleotides. RefSeq lists its product as uncharacterized. NCBI's taxonomy places the organism in Eukaryota, Metazoa, Chordata, Actinopteri, Cyprinodontiformes, Fundulidae. Bases 51 to 2933 code for a protein of 960 amino acids. The record is from RefSeq and is a predicted model, not a curated record. The transcript is spliced from 2 exons.